Maylandia zebra (zebra mbuna) is the source of this 926-nucleotide messenger RNA. Lineage: Eukaryota; Metazoa; Chordata; Actinopteri; Cichliformes; Cichlidae. The record is from RefSeq and is a predicted model, not a curated record.
GCAUUCAAAGAAGCAAGGCAGAACCCAGAUCAUGUUCCUUAACCCUAAAAAGGUAUGUAUGAUAUCUCUAAACAAAGCUGUUUUAGUAUCUUUUUUAGCUACAAUUUGAUUUCCUUUCAUGGAGUUUUUACUUGUUAAGCAUGUAAUUCUGAGCUAAAAACAAAGAAAGUAGUUUGAACGCAUGCAGGAGGAAUCGAUAAUCAAUUCAUUUGACAAAAUGUGAAAGUUUAAGACCAUCUUUUUGUCACUUGGCACUAGUGUUUUUGUUGAGUUCAACCAAAGACUUGAUCUCUAAGCACAAGGGCUUUUGUGCCGUUAAUCAUUUGUUGUAUCACUCUCUUUAUAGAGGACUUGUAGAAAUAAGCUUGAAGCACUACCUGACUUCACUACCCACAACUGCCAACACUCUUUUUCUUCUCCGCAGUCAAAUCCCUGCAGUUGCUGUUCACACAUUUAGUUUUUUCUCUUUUCCCCAAAAAGCUAUUUUGUUUUCCAGACCAGAGCUCUUUGAUUUCCAUGGAGUCUCAAUGACUCACUAUUUUACAGACAACUGGGAGAAUGUUCAGAACUUUCAGGUCAGACCAGAUGAUAUACUUAUUGCAACAUAUCCCAAAGCAGGAACUACAUGGGUCUCCCAGAUCCUUGACCUGCUGUAUUUUGGUCAGACGUGUCCAGAGAGGCAAAAAACCAUCCCCAUCUAUGAAAGAGUACCCUUUCUGGAGAUUGGGUUUUCCUUAUUCCAUGUUCACCCCUCCAUGCAGGGAAAGACCUGGCAGACAAGCUGCCCACCACCCCUCGACUCAUUAAGACUCAUUUUCCUGUCCAGUUUGUGCCAAAGUCCUUCUGGGAGCAAAACUGUAGGGUACAGUAACCUGUGUGCUGUUUUUCAAGAAGCUGAUAAUAGUACUGAUAACAGUGCAAUCUAA